Molecule: messenger RNA, 1328 nt
Organism: Pteropus alecto (black flying fox)
Lineage: Eukaryota; Metazoa; Chordata; Mammalia; Chiroptera; Pteropodidae
Product: C-X-C motif chemokine 6
Exons: 4
Coding region: 83-406 (107 amino acids)
Biological process (GO): antimicrobial humoral immune response mediated by antimicrobial peptide; chemokine-mediated signaling pathway; inflammatory response
Cellular component (GO): extracellular region
Molecular function (GO): chemokine activity; CXCR chemokine receptor binding
Source: RefSeq, a predicted model, not a curated record
GGCUUGGGGAAAGCACAGUGCUGCAGAGCUUCAAAUCCCCACGCCGUUUCUUUCUUCCUGAACCAGCGCCCUCUUCGCCGCUAUGAGUCUCCUGCCCAGUCGCGCUGCCCGCUCGCUGUGCGCGCUGCUCGCACUGCUGCUACUGACGCCGCCGGGGCCGCUCGCCAGCGCUGGUCCUUCUGCGGUCGUGGUGAGAGAGCUGCGUUGCGUGUGUUUAACCAUAAAACCCACGAUCAAUCCCAAAAUGAUCAGUAAUCUGCAGGUGAUCGCUGCAGGUCCGCAGUGUCCCAAAGUGGAACUAAUAGCCACCUUGAAGAACGGGAAGGACGUCUGUCUGGACCCAGAAGUUCCUUUGAUUAAGAAAAUCAUCCAGAAACUUUUGGACAGAGGAAACAAGAAAAAUUAAGAGAAAGGGCCAUGCGUUGGAAAAACUGCUCACUUCUUCAGCAGAAGUUUCCCAGAGAUCUCUGGACCCAAAGAAGAUAAAAAGGAAGGGCUGAUUUUCUCCAGUGAGUUAGGUUUCUUCAUGAAUUCCCCGCUUUGAGAGAAGGAUAGGAGGAGGGACUAUAUUGGUCCCUGAAGCUUUCUGGUCAGCUUAUGAAGAAUUUUACAUAGUAUUUCCUGCUAUUUAAUUGCUGUUAUUUUAUCUGCUAUGCUAUUAAAAUCUUUGACAAUUGACUAAAUAGUGAGCCAAGAAUCACUGCUUGUUAAUUUUUCAAGGUAGCUAGUGUAUUUCUAAGAUAUAUUCCCUAGAGUGUUACUGAAAAAGCUGUGCAUUUAAUAUAUGAAUGUUAUUUCGUUAGAAUGUUAUCUAAGACGUUAAACUGUUACCCUUACUUUUCUCAUGAAAUCAGAAUUAUUUUAGUAUUGUUUCUUGGGGAAUACAUUGGAGAAUUUCCUUACUCUUUACCCUGGGAUUGUGUUUAAGUUAUAUUGCGUUAGAAAGCUGGGUGCAUCAUACAUUUACCUGUAUAGAAUAUAUUUCCUUAUUUAGAAUUUCUAAAUGUUUAAGUUCUAUAAGGAGCAAUAUAUUCUUUUCCUAUAACUUUAGACAUUUGAUGUCUUCUUAGUAUGGCAUAAUGUCAUGACUUACUCAUUAAACUUUGAUUUUAUAUUGUAUUUAUUAACUAUUUUAUUAGGAGUACUGUAAUUUUAAUCACUAAAUAUAUGUUUUCGCUAGAUGAAGCAGCUAAAAAAGAAGUAAAUUCCUUAUGGCUAGUUUUUAUAGAAAUGCAUUCCUUUAGCUUUUUUUUUUUAAAGAAUAAAGCAACCUAACAAUGAUUUGUACUCAAAAUUUUGAAAAUAUAUUUGAGUUAUUUGAAUAUAAA